Salvelinus sp. IW2-2015 is the source of this 695-nucleotide messenger RNA. Its product is annotated as gamma-crystallin M2-like. NCBI's taxonomy places the organism in Eukaryota, Metazoa, Chordata, Actinopteri, Salmoniformes, Salmonidae. The transcript is spliced from 3 exons. Gene Ontology annotation, biological process: visual perception; lens development in camera-type eye. Gene Ontology annotation, molecular function: structural constituent of eye lens. The record is from RefSeq and is a predicted model, not a curated record. Bases 54 to 581 code for a protein of 175 amino acids.
AUAAACAUCAGCAGUACUGCUGGUGAGUGGGAGGUGAGCAAUAACAAUAAAAAAUGGGGAAGAUUGUAUUCUUUGAGGAUAAGAACUUCCAAGGUCGUAGUUAUGAGUGCAGCAGCGACUGCCCAGACCUGCACUCCUUCUUCAGCCGCUGUAACUCUAUCAGGGUGGAGAGCGGCUGCUGGGUUCUGUACGAGCGCCCCAACUACGCAGGCUACCAGUACAUCCUGACCCCUGGGGAGUACCCUGACCACCAGCAGUGGAUGGGCUUCAACGACAGCAUCAGAUCCUGUCGCUCUAUCAAAAACGUCUAUGGAAAUUCCUACAAGAUCAGAUGCUAUGACAGGCCAGAUUUUGCUGGCCAUAUGGCAGAGUGGAGUGAGGACUGCCCAUCGGUCCACGAAGCAUUCAAGUUCCGUGAGUUCCACUCUGCUGUGGUGACGGACGGUGCCUGGGCAUUCUACGAGCUGCCCAACUACAGGGGGCGCCAGUACUUCCUGGAGCGCAAAGAGUACCAUAGCUUCACGGACUGGGGCGCCACCUCCCCUGUCGUGGGCUCCUUCCGCAGGAUUACAGAGUUCUAGAACCUUACGACGAGCCCCCCUUUCCAAGAAACCUCUCUGCAGUGCCUUAUGACACCCACCUCUGUGUGAGAGUUUUGCAGUCUAACAAAUAAAACUCUGUCUGAUUCACACACA